Molecule: messenger RNA, 10666 nt
Organism: Solea solea (common sole)
Lineage: Eukaryota; Metazoa; Chordata; Actinopteri; Pleuronectiformes; Soleidae
Gene: plcl1
Product: phospholipase C like 1
Exons: 12
Coding region: 811-4296 (1161 amino acids)
Biological process (GO): intracellular signal transduction; lipid metabolic process
Molecular function (GO): phosphatidylinositol-4,5-bisphosphate phospholipase C activity
Source: RefSeq, a predicted model, not a curated record
GCGCGACUGUCAGUAGUGUUUCCCUGCGCUCGUGAAAAGUCCACUGUUGUCGCUGCUGUUCAAACACAAACCCGAGGCGCGUGCGAGCCAAGCGUCCGCGUUCAGUGCGAGCGAAGCGGCGUGCGACGCGGCGACGCGCCCACGGAUCUGCUGCUUUUUUACCUGACGCGCAAGUUCGCUGCCCUUUGACACCGCGCGCGCGCGCGCGAGAGAGAGAGAGAGAGAGAGAGGGAGGGAGGGAGGUCACGGCAGCGCUGGAUUGUUUUCAAACAUUUCUCUUCCUCACCUCCUCCUCUUCUUCAUCACUCCUCCUCCUCGCGCACUGAAAAGCUGCGGAAGCGCGCGUGUCUCCUCCGUGUCUUUACCGCGUCCAGCAGCAGCAGCAGCAGCGGCAGCGGCAGCGGCAGCAGGAGACACGGGGACACGCGGAACAGUGAGGGACUUGUUGCGCGUCCUCAGUCUCAGUUUUCAUCCAAAAGUCGUCGCCGCUGAACCUGCGCCUGCGCAUCAUGCUCUGAUUCUGAGCGCGUGCGGAGCAGAGUGUGGACUGCGAGGAUCGAUGAUCGAUGAUCGAUGACUGUCUGAUCGUCACUGAUCACAUCUGAGUGAUUAGUUUCGGCUCCACCGCUACCGCGUCUGCCGCGCGCGCGCGCCCGGACUGUGACACUCCACGCGCUCGUCUGUGGCUUUAAAUGGCAGCCGCGCUCCACAAACUUUACUCAGGUCUGAUCCAAAGACUUGACUAGUUUGUUUUGUUUGUUUUUUAUUUUCAUUCACCGGAACCGAGAUCCGCUUCUUCUGCGUGACGUCAUGUCGGAACGCGAUGGAAACGGAGACAGCGACGGAACGCCGGACUUCAUCCCGCCCAGAGUGUCCCGCGGCCGGCGGAGCGGCGUCAUCCUCCCCGGCGGCGGUGGUCAGGACUCGGAGACCAUCCUCCUGGAGUCCGUGAAGGCAGCGCCGCGCAGGAGCAGCAUCAUAAAGGAUCCUUCAGUGCAGAAGGUGGGCGGAGGCAGGAAAAAGACUGUGUCCUUCAGCAGCAUCCCCUCUGAGAAGAAGGUGAGCAGUGCAGCAGACUGCCUGGCCUUCAUGCAGGGCGGCUGUGAACUGAAGAAGAUCAGGCCCAACUCCAGAGUCUACUGUCGCUUCUACACCCUGGACCCGGACCUGAGCUGCCUGCGCUGGGAGCCGUCCAAGAAGGACGGGGAGCGAGCUCGCCUCGACGUCUCCAGCGUCAGGGAGGUCCGCACGGGCAAGAGCACGGAGACCUUCCUCCAUAAUGGACCUCUGUCUGAACACCUGGCUGAGGAAGCUGCUUUCUCUAUCAUACAUGGAGAUGAUUACCAGUCUCUGGACUUGGUUGCUCUGUCCGCCGAUGUGGCAAACAUCUGGGUGACGGGCCUGCGUUACCUGUUAGCUCACCCGUCUGUGAUCGGCGGGGCUGGGUGCGGUGGCGGAGGAGGAGGCGGGGCUUUGAGUGAAGGUGGGGGCUUGGCAGUAGAGGGAAGCCUCGGGGGCAAGAUGAGGAGCGAGUGGCUGACGGCCGAGUUCGCCCAGGUGGAUGAGGACGGCUACGGCAUCGUGUCCGAGGACGUGGCGGUCGCCACCAUCUGUAAACUGUGUCCCGGCAUCAAAGAGGCAAAGGUGCGUCUGCGUUUUAAAGAAAUCCAGCGCAGCAAAGAGAAGCUGACCUCACACGUGACACGCGAAGAGUUUCAGGAAGCGUUCUGUGAACUCUGCACACGGCCCGACGUCUACUUCCUGCUGGUGCAGCUGUCCAAGGACCGCGAGUGUCUGGACCCUCAGGACCUGCGUCUCUUCCUGGAGACGGAGCAGGGUCUGUCCCUGGCGACGACGGAGGGAUGCUGGGAGCUGCUGCGGCGCUAUGAGCCGUCGGUCCAGGGCAGAGAGAGGGGGCUGAUGGGUCUGGACGGGUUUGCCCGGUACCUGCAGUCGCCCGAGUGUCAGCUGCUCGACCCGGAGCACCAGGGCGUCUGUCAGGACAUGAACCUGCCUCUGUCCCACUACUACGUCAGCACGUCGUAUCGCUCGUACCUCCUGGAUGACCAGGUCCACGGCAGAGCGGACAUCGGGGGCCUGAUCAAGUCCCUGCAGUCCGGCUGUCGAUGCCUGGAGCUGGGAGUGACCGACGGUCCGGAGGGCGAGCCGCUCCUGGGCGUGGACUACGGUCCGGACAUCCCCCGCCAACAUCACCACCACCACCAUCUCCACCACGCACCUGUGACCAUCCGCUCCGCUCUGGAGGUGGUCAACAAGUACGCCUUCCUGACCUCGCCGUACCCCCUGCUGGUGUACCUGUGCCAGCGCUGCUCUCCCGCACAGCAGCGAACGAUGGCACAGCACCUGAAGAAGGUGUUCGGCUCACGGCUCUACAAGCCCGACGCUGCGCCGGUGAACCUGGGAGGGCGGGCGACGAUCCUGCCGUCCCCCGAGCAGCUGAAGGGGCGGAUCCUCAUCGUGGGGAAGAAGCUCCCCGCGGAGGAACAAGGCUUGGAAGGGGAGGUUUCUGAGGAGGACGAGGAGAUCGGAGGAGGCGGGCCUUUGGCAGGGCGGCGGAUGACCAUACCGGGUGAGGAGGAACUGGGCGUGGUCUUAGUAGUGCCUCCACCCUCUCAACCCAGGAAGCUCCGCCUCCACAAAGACCUGUCGGACCUGGUGGCAAUUGGUCGGACCGGCAGCCGCAGCUUCUACGCCCACAGAAUGAGUCAAAGACAGAGUUCUCAGCAGUCGCCACCCAGCAGCCCCUCCUCCCCCGGCACGCCACUGCCCCCCGAGCCGCCAUAUUGGACGCUGUGCUCGCUGGGCGAGGGCGAGGCCGGGCGACUGACCAGCGAGUGCCCGGAGGACCUCGUCACGUUCACUAAGCGCACGCUGACCCGGGUUCGGCCCAGCUCAGUGCGUCUGGACUCCAGUAACCCCAACCCUCAAGGAUACUGGAAAGGAGGCGUCCAGCUGGUGGCAUUGAACCAGCAGACGCCGGGCGCCAUGUUGGACCUGCACCGAGGUCGAUUCACGCAGAACGGUGGGUGUGGCUACGUCCUGCGACCGGCCGUCAUGACCGACGAGGUGUCGUAUUUCAGCGCCCACACGCAGGGAUGCGUCCCGGGGGUUCCUCCACAGACGCUACGCAUUAAGGUCAUCAGCGCUCACAACCUGCCCAAGCCUCAGGGGUCGGGGGCAAAGGGAGAGGUCAUCGACCCCUACGUGGUUCUGGAGCUGCACGGCGUCCCGGCCGACUGCGCUGAACAACGGACACGAACCGCAGCUCAGAACCAGGACGACCCGCUGUUUGACGAGACCUUUGAGUUUGAGGUGAACAUGCCGGAGAUGGCCCUGCUGCGCUACGUGGUCCUGGACGACGACUACAUCGGAGACGACUUCAUCGGUCAGUACAGCGUCGCCUUUGAGUGCCUUCAGCCCGGAUACCGCAAUGUGCCCCUGCUCGGCAUAUCGGGAGACCCCUUACCCCACACCAGCCUGUUUGUCCACGUGGCCGUCACCAACCGGCGAGGGGGCGGGAAGGCGCAGAGGCGGGGCCUGUCUGUGAGGCGGGUGGGGCGACGGGGGAGGGGCUAUGUCACGCUGAGGAACACGGGCAUCAAGGUGGUGGAUGAGACCUUUAAGGUGGCGAGUUCCCCGCUGAAGGAGGCGGCAGACCUGCGGGACGACGCUCAGAGCACCACUGCCAGUUUCAAAGAGCAGUGUGGGCUCCCCACGGUGGCCAAACUGAAGCAGUGCAUCCAGAGCCUGGCCACCCGGCUGCAGAGCCCUGAAGGCAGCAUGGGCGCCACCAUGGUGCUGAAGGAAGGUUACCCGUGUCUGGAGCCCCUGGUCAACCUGUCAGAGACCACACGCAAGCUGCUCACGGCCUACGACACGAUGAUCGCCUCACAGAAGCAGCUGAUCGAGAGCGCAGACGCGGUGCAGGAGCGGAUCGACCAGGUUCAGAGAGAAGGCAUGGACUUCCAUGAAGAUCUGGCUCGGCUCGGGGAGAAGGAGGGGCUGAAGGGCCGGAAGCUGGGCAAAUCUGUGGAGAGCUUCACGUGGAACAUCACUGUCCUCAAGGGUCAGAGUGACCUGUUACGUGGAGCUAAGAUGGAUUCUCUGGACGCUCUGAGGCAGCUGGCUCUGGCCUGUGAAGCCUGUGGUCUCACCUCCUCGUCCUCCUCGUCCAACAACACCUCGUCCUCCGCCUUCUCCGUUGCCGAGCUGCAUUACUCCUCCCACCCUCUGUCCGGCCGCCGCAGCAGCACGCAUGGCAACGGACGCAUUUGACACACCUCCGUCCCCCCGUCCCUCUGUCCCAACGUCCCCCCCCCCCCCCGUCCACCACCACCACUGACCGGGUCCAGCGUGCUGCCAAAGACGAAAGCAGGAGUGGAAACACAGAGACGAGGAGACGUGAAAGACAGAAAGUGAAUCCCUCCUCCUCCUCCUCCUCCUGCUCCUCCUCCUCGCAGUGUCUAGACUUGACCAGAACAGACGAGUGAAUCUGUUAAAGCCUUAGGUGAGUUCAUCCCUUCAUCACUGAGGCUCCGCCUGCACACAAGCGUCCCAUGAAUGUCCAGAGUUCCUGGAGCGGAGAGGAAAUCCCUGACAGCAGAAUCAUUUCUGACAAACGCGGCUGAUGUUUACGAUCUCCCCCGUCGAGCAGUGUGGUUCCCAAACACUAGGUCGGGACCCACAGAUGGGUCACAAGAGAUAUAUUUCGGUUCCCCAAAGAGAUUUUGCAGAAUUGUCCCAAACCUUUUAGUUUAGAUGUGAAUUAAGUUGAGUUCAUUUUCAAAACACCUCGGUUAACAAGUUCAAAGAAACCCACAGAAGUUUGGGAAACACUGAUACAGAGGAAGCAGCCUGGAGAAGACUCGGAGCAGGACUUUUCUUGGGUUAAGAUAUUGAAACGUUUGUGUGUGUGUGUGUAUUAUAAUAUGUUUUUUAAAGCUCACAAACUUUUUGUUUUGUUUUAUUGUUUGUUUGUUUUUAGCUCUAAUUGCAGUAAAAUGCAGUGAAACUUUAGUUAUACCUCAUGUAAAAAAACGGUUUCUUCAUCGUCGCGUACGCAUUCUUCCGUGUUUUCAACAUUCCACUCCAGUAUGUCGUCUUACCUGGUCUUACCUGGUCUUACAUUGUCGGGCGUCUCUUCAGGGUUCACGCGUGAUAAUGACACUUCAUGCGGACCAUAGUGAACCUUGUGGACGCAGAGAGUUCCAGGCUCUUGGUUCAAGGUCUCCACGUCUGGGACUUCCAUAUAUGAGGGUUCUUCAAGAAGUUCUCUGUCUGAGCUGGAAACAAGGGGGCGGGGCAUAACUGUACUAAAUAAAUCCAUUUGUCACAGUCCACAAAAACUCAAAUAUUCGUUAAAAUCAAAAGACAUGGAGAAGAAGAUGUCUGUGAAGGUUCUCACAAGAGGACAACUGAACUCGCUUGAGUGAAGCUGAAGAUGUUUCACAUCCAUCCCAAGAGGUCAGGACUUCCUCAACUCAACUCGAGCAAGUCCAGUUGCCUCCACCAGGGUUCCUCAAUCCUAGUUCCAGAUGUUUCCCCUGCUCCAACACACCUGAUUCAGAUGAAUGGGUUGUUGUCCGGCUUUAGCAGAACUUGAAACAUCUAGAACAUGCCGGAUUUUGGGAUUGAGAAGCCCUGGCUUACAGGUAACUGCUGAGGAUGACAAGAAGGUUAUAGUUCCAGAAGAAGCCAAACGUGGAUUUGAACCGGUCGAUAAAAUACGAUAAAAGAUUAAGAGUUCCUCGCGCUCUCCUCUUACUGAGCUGUUGUUGGCCUUCAAACUUGAAUUCUGAUUGAUCUUUUAGGCAAAUACGAGUUGAUCGUGUCUAAAAUAUCUACAGUUAUGAAUAAGAUUUGAGAAUUUAAAGCGGUGGAAUGGACUUUUAGGUUUUUUUCUUCAUCAUUGGCGUCAGAUUUCUCGGUGGAUAUUUCCAGAUUUCAGAGUUGUUUUCUGGUUGUUUGAGAAACUCUGCUUUAUUCAUGUACUGUGUGGAAUGAGGAGUGUGUGUGUGUGUGUGUGUGUGUGUGUGUGUGUGUACACUCACACACUCACAGAUGUCAUCAUUAUCUCCAUGGUCGGCUGAAACACGAGGACCGAGGCGCAGUCGAGGAGAUGUGUAGUAAUUGGAGAGGUUGUAGUACUACAUGUCUGCUGUAGUAUGACUGUGGGUCAUGUGACCUCCUGUGUGUGUGUGUGUGAUGAAUAUAAGAUGUAGCAAUAAUGAAUAAUAACAAUCGUGGGUAGAAGUUACAGGAGAAAGUCAGCGUGGCGUGCUUUAACUGUACUGACUGAAUGGUUUGAUUAUUGACUAACUGUGUAACUCAGUGAUGCUUUUAAACGUCUGUAAAAACUACAAAGAUGGUGUCCAGCAGGUGCUCGUCGUCGUACUCUUGUCAGUGUCGGUGGUUCCUCGAAGCCUUUUCAGUGUAAGCGUGUGUUUUCUUCUUCUUCUUCUCUUCUCCUCGUGUUUGAUCUUAAGCAACACAAGCUCGGCAGAAGAGAUUUACCUCCUUUUUGAGUGUCGUCACAUGUCACAAGCCUCUCGUCUGGUCAACAAGAGGGAUUUUUAUGCUUCAGUUGAAGGAUCGUGUGUCAAAAAAGCCAAAAUAUAUAGUUACAGGUAGAUUUAAAGGUUAUUGGAAGUUGUUUUGAGAACAAGAGCGUGGUUUAUGCGUCGUCAACAGAAAAAACAAAGAAGACCCACCCAGUUCAGUCAAGACUUGAUUUGUCCAAAUGGGCCAUUCAGUAACUCCCUAGUUAAGAGCAAGAGUUCUCUGUCAGAAAAUAAGAAAGAGUCUUGGUUGGCGCCCCCAACACUUUAUCCUUCAUGGUUGGGUGUUCUUCUUCUUCUACCAAGUUCUGGCAGAUGGUUCUCUACAGUUCGAAGUCCCAAAUCACAGUUUGUAGUCACAAACCAUCAUUCUCAUCCUUAUUAUUUCCCUGUUCCUUAAUCCUUCUGGAUCCAAAUCCCCAGUUCCGUCUUGGUGGUUCUUCAGCACAGAAGUUCUUACAUAUGAACCAGUUGCGUGAAGAAGUGCCAAACAUUAAAGCCUUAGGUCAGCCCAAUCGACAGAGAGGACAUAUGGGUCCACCCUGGACAGGUCACCAGUCCACCACUAAUCUGUGUGUUUUUGGACUGUGGGAGGAAGCAGGAGAACCUGGAGAAACCCAAGAUCUGGUUAUUCUUGCUGUGAGGCAACAAUAUGAGCCACUGCACCACCUUGUGGCCUCAAGAAUAUAUAAAAUGACAUUUUGGACGUUUACUCCGCCCUCUUUUAUGAGCAAGGUUGUUGUUAGCCAAUCAGAGACUGAGCAGCACAUCAGGCGGUAUAAUUUUAUUUGUUCAGAACGUUGCUGUUUCUGCCGCCUUGUUUUUCUAACUGCACUCUACAUCUGAACCUCCUGCUGCCGUCUCAGAGUGAUGAAGCUGAUGCUGAUGAGUCACUCACAGCCAGAGGAAGGAGGUUGACCUCAUCACAUUUCCCUCUGUGUGUGUGUGUGUGUGUGUGUGUGUGUAGAAGAAGCUUCUAAAAGUAGAGGAGAGUUUUGUUGUGGAGGGAUCAAAGGUUGUGGGGUUAGAAGACGACGGUGGAUUAGCUUGAGCUUGAAUGUGUGCUUGUGUGAGUUCACCUGCAGAGGUUGAUAAUUGGCUGUGAGCUGCAGACAGAGUGACAGCACCUGCUGCCUCGCUCUAUUAAUACCACUGUGACUCACUGGAGGCUUUGGGGGGGUUUGUAUUUGCUGUUGUGCUUAUGAUGUCUGCGUCGUGACACCGCCGUGCCCCCGUUCAUGACCCGGUGAUGCAAACUGGUUCUCCUGCUUCUGUAAAAGUAGCUGUCAUGUUGUCUUUAAAGGGACAGUGCUGGUUAUUUUGAAACCAUGUGGUUGUAUGAGGUAGAGAAGCAUCAGACAGUCAGGGCUAUCGAAGCUUUGUGGGGAAAAAAAAGUAUUGUGGACCAGUUCCUGGGUGUCCCAAAGAGGAACGUAUGGACGUCCUAUUGGUCAGUGUCCAGGAGCAAUGUGUCGGUCAUCACCAAACUGCUUCAAAAUCGCUCUGAAUUUGUGUCAUCUUAACACUUAAGCCUACAAUAUACUUGAGAACAUGUUCUCCACUUCAUCGCACCGUUAGACGUCCUUUUCUGACCGGGAACUCAAGUUUGUGUCACUUUUUAAAACCGCUCACUCUCCCACACCAAAGCCCAUAGAGAAAAUCACUCAUUUUACAUCACAGCACACAGGAGUUGUUGAUCCACUGCUGCCUCCUUCACUAAGUUCACAUGUCUUGUUUUGUGACUUUAAGUGUUUGAAAUCCUACGUUCAGAUUUACCUCAGUGGCACAAAGUGACCACACGAGGCAGCAGUAGACCAGCAGCUCCUGUGUCCCCGUGAGCUAAAAUCACUGAUUUUCUCUAUGGAGUUUGGUGUGAGUACACAAACUUUAGUUUCCAUCAAUAAAAGAGCGUUAUAUCACAGAGAUAACGUGACAAACAUAUUCUUAAGCUAUCAUAGACUUAGGUAAGUGUAUAGUUUAUCAGACGAGCCUUUUGAUAAGUCGCUAAAACCUCAAUAUUAACUCACAAUACAGCUUGUUUUAAGGUUUGGAAGAGCUCCACGCUGAAGCGUCUGAAAACCACAGAUUUCACAGAGUCAUAUAAGUGAGGCGAACUCAUGUCAGAGAUCUUCUUACCUGCAGGGAGCAUUAAUGAUGCAUCGGCCGCAGUAAAACAAACCGCAGUAUUAGCUUUCUGUGUUCCGCUUUUCAUGCCUGCCACUGACAUGGUGAAAUAACAACCGGGUCAAAGGUCAAACAGGCCAUAGGAUUGACUUUACCUGUACAUACGUGAAAGAUGCAGGUCACAGGGGUUUUUAUCUUUGUAGGUGAUCAUCCAGGGUAGGAGAGUUUCAGGUUUCACUAAUUAGGUCAUUUCCUGUUCAGGUGAAGCGACUCAUCAGUGAUGUCUGGACACAACAUGGCAGCUUUUAAUUUCAGCCGAGUUUGCAACAAAAAUGUCCUGCGUGUCUGCAGUAUUUAACUCCCACUGCAUCUGAUACGUACACACUGUCUGUCUCUCACUGUGUUUUUGUGUCUCAUAAGUGCGAGAUUUCGGAACAAAAAUCAUGUUACCUUCAUUUUUUUUUACACACGUGUAUAAAUCACGUGCUUCAGUGAAAUCAGUGUGAUACUCACGUUGGCGAUAGACGUGUGUCAAAAUCACGGCCAUUGCGCCUAUCGCAUUAAGUCAAUGCACAGACACGAUUUUCACGUCGGCCGGACCAAGUGGCUCGACACAAGCGAUUGGCACGAUAGAACAUCCAGCUGCAAAGUUCCAAGCGAGCUGAACCGAUAUUAAAAUGUGACGUCAUCAGACUGCUGGCCACUGAUUGGUCAGAGAGUGCCGUCACUGGAAGAGUCACGAGUGCAACGUCCGACACAAGAAUCAAAGCCAACAAUGUCCAACUGUAGAUCAAUGUUAAAAACCCUCACCCUAACCCUCAUCUCCAACAUUUAGCAAAGGAAAUGUCUAAAAUGUCAAUAUUUAGCAGAGGAGUCUGGUGCACCGCUUGAACACUGUCCCUUUAAUUCUUGAAAAAUGUUAAUAUGACAGUAUGACGUUUUUCAGCCAUUUUGAUAAUCAAUAAUUUGGUUUGAGUGUUAUUUAUUAAUAAUUAAAACUUCUUAAAUGUGAACAAUUUCUGGUUUCUUUAAUCCAGAUAACAAAGAAGGAGUUAAAACUGAUUAAUUAUGUCAUGUUUUACAUUUUAUGGACCAAAGAACUAAUUGAUUAAUCAAGAUAAUAAUUGGCAUGUUAAUCAGUUUUUAAAAAACUUGUUAGUUGCAGCCCUCAUGACAUAUUUGUGUUUUCUUGCCUGUACAAAUGUAACAUGUUCCAUGUUUUCUGUUGGAUUAGCAUAAAAUAAUCAUGUGACUUCAACAAAGAAGAAACUUAAGCUUGAUAUUCACAGUGGCAGAUGACGAGGGAGUUGUAGAAACACUAUUAUGAUCCUUUAAAUGACAUUAAAUUCAUUUUCAAGUUUACAAAUCUCUGCAUUACACUUUUAUCACACUCUGCUUCACACGUCUCUGCACUUUCCUCAAACACCUGAACAACACUGUUCAUUUUGCAGCGUUUUACCUCCGCCGACGCCUCCGUGCUCUGUAGUUCUCUGUACUCGUCAGUGUGUGGCGCUAUACCUGUUUUUGCGCAGACCAGUGAUCAAAAUAGUGAAUUAAACAUUCAUUUUUAAAUAAGUAACCCGAGAGUUGUUUAUAUUUGCCAUUAGUGACGUGGACAAAGUCGUACCUUGGAAACGUGUGUGUGAUGAUAUUUUAGGUUGUGUUUUACAGUGUCUGUGUUGGCUUGUGUUUACACCGCUGACCUUUUUUUGUUUGUUUUUUUCUCUUCACUGUUUUUCUGACAGUCACUGAACGUUGUUUUUUUUGUAAAAUAGUAAAGGAAAAAAACAGAAUAAGAAAAUAUUUAUUGAAGUGUGUUUUAAAUAAAAAAAACAUAAAUAUAAUGAACAAUUAAAUGGACCUCGCUUUUAUUUUGAAAAGCUACUGUGUUUUCUAUCUUACAAGUAAUCAAUCUUAAAAGUAUAACAAAGAAAAUGUAUACCAGACUAAAUAAAGUUAUCUUU